GAAACAGUGAGAGUUUGGGAUGACGGAGCCGAUGUUUGGAUUUGAACUGGACGGUCAAUGCUGAAAAUAAAGAUACCAUAUGCUGAACUUCACUGUUGGCUUUGAGUACUUACCCAUCGGAUCCUCAACCUGACAGAAAAGCAUGCCUGGUGCUGUAAAGGUUAUUCUCUUAUGCUGUCUACUUCAAGGUAUUUUAUGCCAGGACUGGACAGCAUCCAUGCCCCAGAGUAUAGAGGGACUGGGUGGAUCCUGUGUGAUCAUCCCCUGCAAUUUUCACCUGCCCAUGUCUUGGGAAUCAGCCCUAGAUAACACAUGUAAAGCCAUAUGGAAGAGAGGAAGCUGGAGCCGAAUUCAGGUGUUUGACUCAAGUCUCACUGGUGCAAACGCGAACGUAAACAUUGUGCAAGGAAACCUAACAGGGAACCUUCUAGAGAAAGACUGCACCACCAUCUUCCACAACCUUCCAUCCAACCACUAUGACGACUAUUACUUCAGACUUGAAUGUGACAACAGCCUGAAGUUCAACUUUAGAGACAGCGUCAAGAUUAUAAUGAGAGAUUCACUGUCAAAACCCACCAUAACUCCAUCCAGAGUGGAGGUCGAGGAGGGGAGCUCAGUGAAACUGAGCUGCUCUGCUCCUACGCCGUGUCCCAUUCUGCCCCCAAGCCUGACAUGGACACCCGGCGUGGGAGAAAGUGAGGAGCAGCUGGAGAAUAAAGCCAUGACCUCUGUAGUGAACUUCACAGCUUCUCCCCUCCACCACAGACAGAAGAUCACCUGUGCCGCUCUCUACAAACGACAAGCCGGCACUGACCUUUUAUUUGAAAAAAGUUUGACUAUCAGUGUUUUUUAUCCACCAAAUAACACAUCAGUCAGUCUCCCUGGUCCAGUACUGGAAGAUGACUCAGUCACUCUGACCUGCAGUAGUAAUGCAAAUCCAUCAGUGGACAGCUACACCUGGUACAGAGUGGACGGAGACCAGGUGACAGCUGUGGGUUCUAGGAAAAGGUUUACGACCAAGGCCUCAGAGGACAACAGCCACUUUUACUGUGAGGCCAGAAACAUGUACGGGACCCAAAACUCAUCCGUCAUUCAGAUAGAUGUGGAAUUUUCCCCCAAGAACACCACAGUGAGCGUUGACCCAUCUGGCCCAGUGCUGGAGGGCAACUCUGUCACUCUGACCUGUAACAGCCAUGCCAACCCAGCGGUGACAAACUACACCUGGUACAGAGUCGACGGAGAAGAUGAGGACAUGUCAGAGUCUGGACCGACCCUAGUUAUAGACCGUGCUGACCCAAGCCACAGUGGCGAAUACUACUGUGAGGCAAAAAAUGACCAUGGAGAAGAAAAAUCGACAGCAUUUCAACUGGAUGUUCAGUAUCCGCCCAAGAACACCUCAUUGUCAGUCGAUCCCCCUGUUUCGGUGCCAGAGGGCAGCGCUGUGACUCUGACCUGCCACAGCACAGGCAACCCAGCGGUGCAGAACUUCACCUGGUACCGGGUCAGCGAUGGAGAAAAGGAGGUGAUAGGGUCUGAGAGAGAGCUCACCUUCAACACGACAAGGCUCUCAGCCGAUGAAUACUACUGCGAAGCUCAGAAUGACCAUGGAGCCGAAAACUCAGAGCAUGCCAGCAUUGAUGUAACAUUUUCUUCUGAGAUCCUCCCCUCCUCCCAGUGCGUCAGGGUUUUAUCCCAGAUCAGAUGUACCUGCGACAGCCAAGGAAACCCGCGUCCCUCCCUGGUGUGGGAAUUGGCUGGAGAGCUUCUCAAUCACUCUGCCGACAUCCCAAUCAGGGAGGUGCCUUUGGGGAGCACAGGCAUGAGGAGCCUAAUCACCUUGCGCCGAGUAGGUGAUGACAUACCCACUCUGGUCUGCCUCAGCUCCAACUCAAUGGGAUCUGACAGUCUGGCAUUCAACGUGUCAUCUGCUGAACCUCCGAUAGGCUUCCAUACCAUGUCUCUGUUAAUUGGCUCGGUGGCAGGGGCAGUGGGGAUGAUGCUCGUGUGUGUUUUCCUGCAGCUAAUCGUUCACAAGAGGAGGAAAGGUCACCUUUCACCUGAACGCCAAGGGGUGGACACUUCAGAUAUCUUGGUUACUAAUGAGACCAACUCUUCACAUGUGGAGACGAUUUAUGCCAAUAAAGCCAUGAUGGAGGCGGAGGGAGGAGGCGAGGAACAUGCCCUCCACUAUGCCAAUGUGGACUUUGCUAAACUCCAGGCCAGAGCAAAGGGCCAGCCUGGGGAAGGGGAGAUCAGAGGCUUGGCGUCCAAGACCGCCGAGUACGCAGAGAUCCGCUUGCACUCCAGAGAAAGCAUCGGAGAGAAGGAGAAAGACGAGGAGGCGGUUGCAGACACUGAUUUUGGACAGGAGAAAGACGUUAGCGACCACGAAGGUCAAGCCAGUGAGGAGACUGUGCCACAGCCGUAGGGAAACGGGCUCCCACAACCACCGGACUUGACUACAUCUCACUUUAAUGCUCAGCUGUCAGGGGAGGACCAGCUAAGGCAUUGUGAGCAGAACAACCUGCUGGAGCCUGCAGGCGUGGAGGUGGCCCGGUGAAGCUGCAGCUUCACGCCCAGCUCCCAACUGUUGUCUCAUCAAAAUUUUCUUUCUUUCUAUCUCUUACUUCUUUUUGUCUCUCUCCUCUGACUGCUGAUUAGCUAGCAUGAAACAUUAUGUAAAUUACCUUAUAGGCAAACUAUGUAAUUUUAUGAUGUUUUAGUACCAUCUAGCUACUAUUGCUGUCCACAUCUGUAUUACAGACAUAGUUAAAAGCUUAGUAGAAUUUCAUUUAUCAUGGCUAGAGGUUGUAUUUUUCUACUGCAGCACAACUUAUGUCAGCACAUGAAGUUGAAAUGUUUAGUGUAAAAGAACUGCAAGAAGUAUUAAGUCAAGCAACAACCAUAGGAAACAAGGCAAACAUACAUUUUAGGCUGCAGACUGUCCAUGCAACAAGUCAUAAUGGUCCCAAAGGUUGAAAGCAAAAGCAGCAAUGUGAUGCUGCAGUAACUGUUGAAGGUAAAUUAGUGAAACACAGCAUAUGUUGCUCACAUGAACAACAAAUUUAAAAAAAAAGGGCCAUCCUUAGCCUGCUAACACCACUCUCCACUGACUAGCGCGGCUGGCAUCAGUCUGGCUAUGUGUGUGUUUUGUGUGUGCGUGUGUGUAUGUGUGCAUGUGAGUGUGUGCUGGGGAGCGAGAACCCCCGGUGCUGCGUAAAAGAUCAUUUACACCUUUGAACAAGCAAAAUAUCACAUUGUGUACCUUUUCAUGAGGUAUAAAACCGACCACACACCACAGGCGUUAAUGUUAACCUGCAUGCUGGGGACAAAAUGUCAAGGUCACCAACUUCCUCUCUCCCCACAAUCAACCGUAAAAUGUUCCUUUUUGUUAAAACAUGAACUUUAUUCUUGUGUAUAGUCCUCAUUUUACCACUGUAGAUACACUGCUGCCUCAUUAAUCUGUCUACUGUUUGUUCAGGUUUAAUAAUAGCGCUAAUGUUUCUCUUAAAGUUGCCUUUGUUAAUUUAUUAUUUGAUAGCUAUUUAUGCAUAGUGUGAAAACAAAUGUUCAAUUAAAUUAAAUUUUAAAAAAAAGGUAGAGAUAGAGUGAUAUCUU
Myripristis murdjan (pinecone soldierfish) is the source of this 3618-nucleotide messenger RNA. Its product is annotated as myelin-associated glycoprotein-like. The record is from RefSeq and is a predicted model, not a curated record. The coding region runs from base 143 to 2428 and encodes 761 amino acids. The transcript is spliced from 12 exons. Lineage: Eukaryota; Metazoa; Chordata; Actinopteri; Holocentriformes; Holocentridae.